Molecule: messenger RNA, 4219 nt
Organism: Dromiciops gliroides (monito del monte)
Lineage: Eukaryota; Metazoa; Chordata; Mammalia; Microbiotheria; Microbiotheriidae
Product: EGF-like and EMI domain-containing protein 1
Exons: 24
Coding region: 125-3169 (1014 amino acids)
Molecular function (GO): protein binding; scavenger receptor activity; calcium ion binding
Source: RefSeq, a predicted model, not a curated record
ACCGGGCACCUGGCGCCCGUCUACGGGCCAGCCAAGUUCUGCCUGGCAGCCGGACCAGCCCAACUUGCCGGGCUUCCAGGCUCGCUCCCACUCCUCCCGGGGCCGCCCUCUGGCUGCAGCCAAGAUGACCCCGUGGCGCCUCGGCCUUUGGUGCGUCUCCUGCUGGCUGGUUGCACUCUGGCCGCCGCGCUCCUGCCUGCAGCUGCGGAAGGGCAUGCCCAAUGUGUGUGAGGAAAAAGUUCUGAGUAUGGUUGGCCUUCCCCAACCCUGUAUCCAGCCCUUCACUCGUACUGUAAAACUGUGGAAACAAGGCUGUACUGGACCAAGAUGGUGCAUGGAAUAUGUAAGAAGGAUUGGUUACUACACUGUCUACAGACAGGUAUAUAGCAGGCAGCAUCAGAUGGUCUAUAGGUGCUGUCCUGGCUGGAGCCGACAUGAAGAUGAGCCUGGCUGUCUGCAUGCCCUCUGCUCAACAGGUCCAUGCUUCAACGGAGGCCAAUGUCCAGAUGGGGAAGCCCAAGUGUGCCAGUGUUCUGUGGGGUUUCAGGGACCUCGAUGUCAAUAUGAUGUGAACGAAUGCUCCAUUGACAAUGGCGGCUGUCAGGACCAGUGCUGUAAUACAAUUGGCAGCUAUUACUGCAAAUGCCAAGCUGGCCAGAAACUGAAAGAAGAUGGAAAAUGCUGCAAAGAUGUCGAUGAAUGUGCAGUAGUGAACGGCGGCUGCCAGCAGAGCUGCAUUAACACUGAGGGCUCCUUCUACUGUGAAUGUGAUAUGGGAUACAGACUCCAUGCUGAUGGACGCACCUGCAUAAUGAAGGACCCCUGCUCAGGAGGACACAGAGGAUGCUCCCAUAUCUGUCGAAAUGAGCACGGCAUUGCCAGGUGUGCCUGUCACCCAGGGUACCAUCUGUCUGCAGACAAAAUGUCAUGCACAGACAUUGACGAGUGCAUGGAAGGAAGCGCCCACUGUGCCCACCACUGCGUGAACUCUGUAGGAUCUUUCACCUGUACCUGUAACCCUGGCUUUGAACUCGGUGCAGACAGAAGACAUUGCUACCGGAUUGAAAUGGAAAUUGUCAAUAGCUGUGAACAGAACAAUGGGGGCUGCUCUCAUCACUGUGAGCACUCAACUGGUGGGCCCCGUUGUUCUUGUAACCAUGGACACCGUCUUGAUGUGGAUGGAAAAACAUGCAAAGAUAUUGAUGAGUGUGAGAGUGGGCAAGCCUGUUGUUCCCAGUUCUGCAUCAACUAUUUGGGAGGCUACGAAUGUGAUUGUAAGACAGGAUUUCAGCUCAGUCCGGAUGGGUGUGGAUGUGAUGAUGUGGAUGAGUGUCUGGAGGACAGUACCGACUGUGACCAGCUCUGUAUUAAUUCUUUGGGAUCAUAUGAGUGUCUCUGUGAGGAAGGUUAUCAAACUGAUAGUAACAGAAAAACUUGCAUCCCCUUGGAUGAUGAUGAAGUAGAGGAGGAAGAAGAGGAACUGGAAGUUGUGAGGUUCCCAGAUCUUCCCUUCAGGAGACCUCCUCAACUGCUUAAUUAUGCUGUUGCCCCAAAUCCCAAUCAUGAAGAUGAAGAUGAACUAGAAGAAAGAAAUAUUCGAGGAGAAUUCACUGUUUUACACAAAGUGGUAUGCUUAGAUGACACUUUUGGACAUGACUGCAGUUUGAUGUGUGAGGACUGUGUGAACGGAGGCAAGUGCAAUGAGGAAAAGAGCCGCUGUCUCUGCCCAGCUGGCUGGGGUGGCAUCCUCUGUAAUGAAACUUGUCCCCCAGGGACCUAUGGACAAGAGUGUAACAACAUCUGUAAGUGUCAGAAUGGAGGUUCCUGUGACCCUGUAACAGGCCAGUGUCUUUGUCCCCCUGGAGUUCAUGGCAUGAUCUGUGAGGAUGGAUGUCCUCAAGGAUUCUUUGGAAAGGAUUGCAAAAAGAAAUGUAUGUGUGCCCACAAUAGCUAUUGCCACAGGAUCUAUGGGGUUUGUCUAUGUGACCCAGGACUCUAUGGUCGAUUCUGCCAUCUGACCUGUCCCAAGGGAGCCUAUGGAGCUGGCUGCUCUUCUGAAUGUCAGUGUGUGGAGGAGAACACCCUAGAAUGCAAUGCCAAAAAUGGUUCAUGCACCUGCAAAUCUGGUUACCAAGGCAACAGAUGCCAGGAAGAAUGUCCAGAGGGGACCUUUGGUCCGAGAUGUGGGUUCAGCUGUCAAUGCAAGAAUGGAGCUGUUUGUGACCCUGUGAGUGGAGCCUGUACCUGCCCAGCUGAGUGGACAGGAACAUUCUGCGAAGAAGCUUGCCAGGUAAAGCCUGAGGGCGGAGGCUACAGUCAAGUUUGUAACUGUCACAAUGGAGCCAGCUGUGAUCCUGGGACAGGGCAAUGUACCUGCACAUCUGGAUGGACAGGACCUACUUGCCAGGAAGGGUGCCCAGAUGGCACUUAUGGUCCUUACUGCCAAAAGAUGUGUAAAUGCAUGAAUGGAGGCCACUGUGACCCCCUGCUUGGCACCUGUGACUGCCCCGCUGGCUUCAAUGGCCCAGACUGUGGUCAGGUUUGUCCCCAGACAAGAUAUGGCCCCAAAUGUCAGCUAACCUGUGCCUGCAAAAACGAUGGGAUUUGUAAUCCCAUGGAUGGAAACUGUUCCUGUGGACUUGGCUGGACCGGUAAUUACUGUGAGGAAGCAUGCCUUCCAGGUACAUAUGGUCCAAGCUGCCAUUUCAACUGUUCUUGUCAGAACAAUGGAACUUGCAAUAGGUUUACCGGCUUCUGUCAGUGUCCACAGGGUUACUAUGGGCACAGCUGUGAACACCAAUGCCCCUCUGGAUUUUAUGGCUUGGACUGUGCUCACCCUUGUGAUUGCCAAAAUGGAGCCAGGUGUGAUGCGGAAAGUGGCAAAUGCAUCUGUCCACCAGGUUACCAUGGCAGCCGAUGUGAAAAAGGGUGCUCAUUUGGAACAUUUGGAGACAGCUGCCGACGGCUUUGUGACUGUGAAGGAGGAGGACCCUGCCAUCCUGUCACUGGGAAAUGCCUUUGUUCCCUUGGAAGAACUGGAGACAGAUGUGAUAUCAGAUCGGUAUGGGCCCAAUUGCUCUCUGCAGUGCCACUGUUCCCCAGGAUCCCAGUGCAACCCUCAGGAUGGGAACUGUGCUUGCCCCUUGCAGAGGAUGGGACCAACCUGUGAAGAAAGAAAUUUGGAGAAGAAACAGCAGUCCAGCAUGAAGGUUCUUUAACUCAUCCAGAGUUCAUAAAACAUUCUAUCCCACAAUAGAGGCAGCCUACCAUUCUCUCCCAGUGGGUGAGGAAGAAUGCAACCCAGACUCUGGGAAGCUGCCCCUAUCUUGACUUGCUGACCCUCCAAACACACAUUCCUCCUUUCUUUCCUUCCUCUACCCCAACCUCUCAAAUUGCUACUGAUAAAGAUUAUAAUCCAGAAUAUGAUAACAGUUUUCCAAGUUUCCAACAUUAGCAACAUCACCUAAAUGAACUUUUCUUUUGAUAUUUAUAGACGUAAACAAUUUAGUUUUGGACAUGGGUUUCCCUAUUUAGUCUGAGGCUCCUGCUUCCUUGUUAACAUUUUUCUGACUAUUCUUACUUAUACUCAUUUCACACCCUGUCUUUUGUGGUGCAGCUGAGUGAUUAUUCUUCUGAAGAAUGGGAUAGAAAGAUGGCAUGACCAUUUGAAAGGGAGCAUCCAAAGAUCUAGUGGGACUUUAACCAUAAUUAGCAAACACAAGGGAAAUAGGUCAUUGAGGGAAGGAAUAUGAGAGGUACUAUGUGUCCAUCACCUUUAUUUCAGAUGAGGAAAUGCAGUCCCAGAGAAUUUAAAUGUUUUUUUUUUAGAGUCACACAAGUAAUAAGUAGAAGAGCCAGUUUUACUUGGUGGGGAAAAAAAAUGGUGCUAUGAAGUGAUCAUGAUUUGGGGAAGUGCUUUGUCUUCAUCUCUCUCCCUUGGGAAAGUACUUGUUAAACAUUUGAUGAAGUUUCUUGAUCCUAGUUCUGUUGCUGACUUUGUGAGGGUUAUACUUGGUUAUGAUGCGAAACAGCUAUUUAGGAUGGACCUAAUGGGCCUCUCAGGAAAGGUGAUGUUGCCAUUUAUAAUAACCCUUUGUUUAGUAAAAAUGUUUAGAUAAUAUUCAUUGGUGUACUAGCAUUCUGUAUAAAACAACCCCUGAAGUCCUGUUUUUUUCUCCAUACCAUUCUGAAGAAAGAGAAAGAAAGAAGGAGAGAGAGA